Messenger RNA from Kalmanozyma brasiliensis GHG001, 2868 nucleotides. RefSeq names its product Tetrahydrofolate dehydrogenase/cyclohydrolase, catalytic domain protein. The transcript has a single exon. Gene Ontology annotation, biological process: tetrahydrofolate interconversion. The record is from RefSeq and is a predicted model, not a curated record. NCBI's taxonomy places the organism in Eukaryota, Fungi, Basidiomycota, Ustilaginomycetes, Ustilaginales. Gene Ontology annotation, molecular function: methenyltetrahydrofolate cyclohydrolase activity; ATP binding; formate-tetrahydrofolate ligase activity. Gene Ontology annotation, cellular component: cytosol. The coding region runs from base 1 to 2868 and encodes 955 amino acids.
AUGGCUUCGCUCGCGACCACGCCAGGCGGUGCCAAGCUCAUCGAUGGCACCGCCCUUGCCAAGGAGGUGCGCGCUCGUGUAGCUCAGCGCAUCACCGAGCUCAAGCAGCAGUAUACCUCGUUCCACCCCCAUCUCUGCAUCAUGCAGGUCGGCGCCAUGAGCGCCUCUUCCACCUACAUCAGGAUGAAGAAGCUCGCCGCCGAGGAGUGCGGUAUGCGAUACACCCAUGUGCAGCUUCCCGAGGGCACCAGCGAGGCCGAGAUCAUCAAGCGUGUCGGCGAGCUUAACGAGGACAUCAGCGUUGAUGGCAUCCUCGUUCAGCUUCCUCUCGGCAACCACAUCGACUCGGAUGCGGAGCGACGCGUGACGGAGGCUAUCAGCCCUGAGAAGGACGUCGAUGGUUUCCACGCUCUCAACAUUGGUCACCUCUCGUCCAAGGCUUGCAACCCGCUCUUCUUCCCCUGCACUCCUGCCGGCUGCAUCAAGCUUCUUGAGAAUGCCGGCAUUACUAACAUGGCCGGUCUCCGCGCCGUCGUCAUCGGCCGCUCCGACAUUGUCGGCAACCCCGUGGCUUCCCUCCUCCGCAGCCGGGACUGCACCGUCACCCAGGUUCACAGCAAGACCUCCGACCUCCAGGCUCACCUCGCUGAGGCUGACAUUGUGAUCGCCGCCAUGGGCAAGGCUCACUUCAUCAAGGGUGACUGGAUUAAGAAGGGCGCCGUCGUCAUUGAUGUCGGCACCAACUUUGUCGACGAUGCCAGCAAGAAGUCGGGUUACCGUCUCGUCGGUGAUGUCGACUUUGAAGCUGCCUCCAAGGUGGCUUCUGCUAUCACUCCUGUUCCCGGUGGAGUCGGCCCCAUGACCGUCGCUAUGCUCAUGGAGAACGUCCUCGUCAGUGCUGAGCGCAGUCUCGCCGAUGGUCGUGCUCUCGGCAUUGGCCGUGGUGUCGUCCGUCCCAACCCCAUCAAGCCGCUCGCCAAGGUGCCUGCGGAUAUCGAGGUGGCUCGUUCGCAGACUCCCAAGCCCAUCACAACGAUCGCCCGCGAGAUCGGCCUCAUCUCGGCGGAGCUCGAGCCCUACGGAUCCGUCAAGGCCAAGGUCGACCUUUCCGUCCUCAAGCGUCUCGCGCACCGCAAGAACGGCAAGUACAUUGUCGUCGCCGGUAUCACCCCCACUCCUCUCGGAGAGGGCAAGUCGACCACCACCAUCGGUCUCGCCCAGGCGCUCGGCGCUCACCUUGGCAAGUCCGCCUUCGCUUGUGUCCGUCAGCCCUCGCAAGGCCCCACCUUCGGCAUCAAGGGUGGUGCCGCCGGUGGAGGAUACUCGCAGGUCAUUCCCAUGGAGGAGUUCAACCUUCACUUGACUGGUGACAACCACGCCGUCCAGGCCGCCAACAAUCUCUUGGCCGCUGCCAUCGACACAAGGAUGUUCCACGAAGCCACCCAGAAGGACGCUGCGCUGUUCGACCGUCUGUGCCCCAAGAAGAAGGGUGUGCGCACCUUUGCCCCCAUCAUGUUCCGCAGAUUGAAGAAGCUCGGCAUUGACAAGACCAACCCAGACGAUUUGACCGACGAGGAGAAGAGCAAGUUUGCCCGUCUCGACCUCGACCCGGAGCAGGUCACCUGGAGGCGUGUUACCGACACCAACGACCGAUACCUGCGAGACAUCACCGUCGGACAGGCUGCCACAGAGAAGGGCAUCACGCGCAGGACCGGAUACGACAUUGCCGUCGCUUCCGAGUGCAUGGCGGUUCUUGCGCUCAGCCGAGACCUUAAGGACAUGCGCGAGCGACUCGGCCGCAUGGUGGUCGGCACCUCGCGUGCAGGUGACCCCGUGACGGCAGACGACAUUGGUGUCGGUGGAGCGCUUGCCAUCCUCAUGAAGGACGCGAUCAAGCCUAACCUCAUGCAGACGCUCGAGGGCACGCCUGUGUUCGUGCACGCCGGACCGUUCGCCAACAUUGCGCACGGCAACUCGUCGAUCCUCGCUGACGCCAUUGCGCUCAAGCUCGCCGGUAUUGAGGAGGGAGAGCCUGUCGAGCGCACCGGCUACGUCAUCACUGAAGCCGGCUUCGGUGCCGACAUCGGCAUGGAGAAGUUCUGCAACAUCAAGUGUCGCGAGUCGGGCCUCGUCCCGGAUGCCGCUGUCAUUGUGGCUACCGUACGUGCGCUCAAGACGCACGGCGGCGGACCGGAGGUCACUCCGGGCAAGCCGCUGUCCGAGGUGUACCUGGAGGAGAACCUGGAGAUUCUCGAGAAGGGCUGUGUCAACCUUACCAAGCACAUUGCCAACGCCAAGAAGUUCGGGCUGAAGGUCAUUGUGGCGAUCAACCAGUUCACUACGGACACGCCCGCUGAGCUGGAGCUGGUGCGCAAGAAGGCGCUCGAGGCGGGCGCGGACGACGCCGUUCCUGCCGACCACUGGGCCCUCGGUGGUGAGGGAGCCGUUGAGCUCGCCAAGUCGGUCAUCAACCAGCUCGAGGGCACAGCGAGCCAGUUCAACUUCCUCUACGAACCCACGCUGCCCAUCACGCAGAAGAUCGAGGCCAUCGCACGCGAGAUGUACGGUGCCGACGGCAUCGAGCUUUCCGAAGCUGCCGAGAAACAGAUCCAGACCAUCGAGAAGAAUGGCUUUGGCAACCUGUCGAUCUGCAUGGCCAAGACCCACCUGUCGCUCUCGGCGGAUCCCAGCAAGAAGGGCGCCCCCACCGGAUUCACCAUUCCCGUCAGGGAGGUGUACGCCAGCGUCGGUGCCGGUUUGUUGGUCGUCAUGUGCGGCGCAAUGAGCAAGAUGCCCGGUCUCAACACCCGACCGGGUUACUACGACAUGGAUCUCACCGAGGACGGUGAGGUCAUCGGCUUGUCGUAG